This is a messenger RNA of Eucalyptus grandis, 1099 nucleotides long. Its product is annotated as probable 2-oxoglutarate-dependent dioxygenase AOP1. The record is from RefSeq and is a predicted model, not a curated record. Gene Ontology annotation, molecular function: dioxygenase activity. NCBI's taxonomy places the organism in Eukaryota, Viridiplantae, Streptophyta, Magnoliopsida, Myrtales, Myrtaceae. Bases 37 to 978 code for a protein of 313 amino acids. The transcript has 3 exons.
CAUCUCGAAAAGAAAACCCAUAAAGGAAAAACUGGUAUGGGCGCUCUCUCACCUCCAAAGCUUCCCUUGAUAGAUUUUUGCAAAAAUGACAUGAAGCCUGGAAGCGCUGAUUGGGAUUCAGUACAAAGAGAGGUUGUCAAAGCACUUGAAGAGUACGGUUGUUUCGAGGCUCGAUAUGAUAAGAUCAGUGUCGAGCUUCACGAUGAGGUCUUCAGACAAGUGGAAGAUUUGUUCAAUCUUCCGGCCAAGACGAAGCGCCGUUUUGUCGACCCUCGAAAGCCAUACGACGGUUACAUCACAAACUUACCUAAUUUGUCUCUAUAUGAAGCAAUAGGAAUCUCCGGCAUGCUGGACUCUGGAGGCAUUCAAAAGUUAGCCAAUCUCAUGUGGCCUCAAGGAAAUCCAAAAUUUUGUGAAACGCUGACUUCAUAUGCAAUGAGGCUCUCCGAGUUGGAAUCACUGAUCACCAGGAUGGUGUUUCAAAGCUUAGGCGUGGAGAAAUAUCUUGACUCGCAUACCAAAUCCUUGAACCACUCAAUCCGAGCCAUGAGGUACAAAUCGCCGAUGACUCAGGAGCCUCAGGUCGGGGCGAGCUCGCACUGUGAUAAGAACUUCUUGACCAUACUUCAACAAAAUCAUGUGAACGGAUUGGAGGUGCAAACGAAGGAUGGAAGGUGGUCUGCAGUCGCGCCUUCAGCUUCCACCCUCGUGGUCAUGGUUGGAGAGUCAUUGCUGGGAUGGAGCAACGGCCGACUGCACUGCCCCAGACACCAGGUGAUGAUGAGUGGGAAUGAGACGAGGUAUUCGAUCGGCUCGUUCUCGGCCAUAAGAGGAGUGAUCGAGUGCCCAUGCGAGCUGGUGGACGAGCAGCACCCCUUGCUCUUCAAGCCCUUCGACGAAGUUGGUCUGCUCCGAUUCAGCCUGACGGAACAAGGCCACGAGGCCGAGUCAACUCUCAAGGCCUACUGUGGUGUUUGAACAUGUCGAACUAUUAUACUUCGGGAACGCUCUGCUUUUAUUAUUGAAGGAGCUAUCGAUGAAUACUAUUUGCAAUAUUGGAAAUUCCUUGUUUGCAAGUUCGAGUGUGUUUGUUCUUGUA